Messenger RNA from Helianthus annuus (common sunflower), 2389 nucleotides. RefSeq lists its product as uncharacterized. The coding region runs from base 679 to 1608 and encodes 309 amino acids. The transcript has 2 exons. Lineage: Eukaryota; Viridiplantae; Streptophyta; Magnoliopsida; Asterales; Asteraceae. The record is from RefSeq and is a predicted model, not a curated record.
UCGGAUCACGCGCACUCUCUCUUCUCCUUCCUCUUCAACCACCACACGCUUUCUCUAUUCUUCUUUCCUCUUUUUCCACAGUUACUGCUUCCAAAAUUUACUUUAAUUAUGCUUCUAUAGUUUAUUUAUAUGCUUGCCAUCCAAUAUGCCAAAGCAUUUCAUAAAUUAUCAUUUCUGAUUCUUCACGUUUUCCCCGUGAUCUUAGAUGCUUAUAUAUCAUAUAUCACGGUGAGUGAGUUUUCGUCAUCGUUUCGAUAGGUUCCGAGACGAUCACCCGCCUAAUAUUCAGUGAUUUUAAUUUAUUUAGCAAACUGUAAGUUGUGAAUUCAACAUGCCGUUUAGUUGGAAGACUAAGACCCUGUGUAAUGGGGCGUUUUUUUUAAAAAAAAUUCAAAAAAAACGCUUGAAAACGCCCAUGUACCAUUACAUGGGGCGUUUUUUUAAGCAAAAAAUCAAAAAAUGCCCCUUUAGCGUUUUAUAAACCACGCCCAACACCCUUUGCCUUUGUCCAAUCAGAUUUCAUCCCCCUUGUCCUAUCCAAUAAGAUUUUUUCUUUUUUUUUUCUUUUUUUUAUUUAAUGCCCCAAUAAUGCCCAAUAAUGCCCCAUCCCCACUACACCCAUUUUUCUAAAACGCCCAAUAAUGCCCCUUUGCUGACUGGACCGCCACGUGGCGUAAAAUGCCCACACUUGGGGGCAUUAUUUUCCCCUUCCACUACACAUGGUCUAAGACGAGACGUAAUAGGUUUUCUAAAUUUGUUGCUGACCAUUUUCAGUUACCGAAACGUCGUCGUUCUAUGGUUGUCGAAACCGGUUUUCCUACUUCUCUUAUUGAUCUUUACGUUAGGCAUCGCGGCACGUUUGGAAAGUCAUCUGAUAAGAAACAGAAGGGGAUUGAUUCACCGAAUUAUUUGUCCUCUGGUUCGUUGAGCAGUUCAUCAUCAAGUGAUUUGGAUUAUAGACCAUCUGUCGCUGCGAGUGACAAAUAUAGUAAAACUGAAGCAGAAUUAAGCGUUGGAAUGAGGAAAUUGAAUCCGGUAUUGGUGGUUGUGUUGAAGGUUUUGUUUAUGAUGGUAUUGGUCUUUGGAACCAAGACGUUUACUAUCGCGAUCACUCUGUUUGCUUCUUUGCUGUUGUUCCUGGAAUCGAGGAGUAAGCGGUUUUUGGGGAGACCAGUUUGCAGUCAAGUGUUGGAGAUUGAAGAACAAGUCGAAUUAAGGCAGAAAGAAUUAGAUGAAGUUACAAGUGAGGUUUUGAUUGAAACCCGGGGUAAGAGUUCUCGAAGAGCUAUGAUGAAAUCAAGGAUCAAGAAACUCGUACCCAAGAAACUUCGCAUUCGCAAGCCUUCCAUUGAUUCAAAGCAGGAAAUAUGUUGCGAGUUCAAGGAAGAAGAAACAGGACGACGAUCUUCAUCAUCCAUUUUGUCGAGUGAAACGGAGUGUGAUGAUGGGAAAUCGGGAACCAAUGUACAGCGGAAUUCUGAUUGUUUGGUUCUGUUUUUGAUUGUUCUGGUUGGAUUGCUCGAAGGGCGGGUUUUUGCGCUUGUGAUUGCGUUAUCUUGGUGCUUGUUGUUGAAGUUACAAUGGAGAAAUGUUCGCUUAAAUCGGUGAAGUUAGAGUGCUUGGAGAUGAAGCGGAACACCAGAGGAUGAUAAUCAAGGUACAUCACGUUGAUCGGGAGUUGUUUCGAUUUGAAAAAUAACUUGGAAGUGCAAGAAACGUGAAAGAAUAAAGUCCAGGGACUGUUUUGGUCAUUUAAUGAAAGUCAAUGUUAUGAAGGAGAUGGAAUGUGCAAUGCUCGACGUAGGUUACGGCUGAUAAAACGUAACUUACGGCCAGCCCAUGCAAGCUAAAAAGAUCCUGGAACAAUAUUCCGUAACCUACGGUUUGGAUCGGUAGGCUACAGUAGGAGUUAUAAGGUUUUAACAGAAAAGAUGUCCCGUAACCUACGGACAGCGGACCGUAGGCUACGGCGGGGUUGGCUGGGACGCGCAUUGUUGACUUUUCAAAGAUUAAAAGAGUUUUUUCCAAACCCUAAUUUAUUAUGUAUCUCUUGCAUGAUUUGGAAGGCACAUAUAGCACACUUUUGGGCAAUCUUCACUUAUCAUCAUCAUAAUUCUUUUCAUAUCAACCAUAUCGAAGAUGCAAUCAUCCGUUCAAGCUUUUGAAGAUCAAAUCACCGAGAUGAGCCUCUAAUUUUCUAGUGGUUUCCUCUGGGUGGAGGAUUCUUGUAAGUAGACAAUUUUAUGUGUUUUUUAUUGUGUUUGAACUUGGUAAUCUAAGCAUUCGAUGCUUUUUAUCAUUUGAUUUGAUUGAUUGAAUUGUAAACGAUUGAAUUUGUUUGACCUUAGUUCUUAUUCAUUCAACUCCCGCGAAUUCUAGUAAUUAGAAA